Populus nigra (black poplar) is the source of this 670-nucleotide messenger RNA. RefSeq names its product non-specific lipid-transfer protein 4. Gene Ontology annotation, molecular function: fatty acid binding. Gene Ontology annotation, biological process: systemic acquired resistance. The coding region runs from base 16 to 426 and encodes 136 amino acids. NCBI's taxonomy places the organism in Eukaryota, Viridiplantae, Streptophyta, Magnoliopsida, Malpighiales, Salicaceae. The transcript has 2 exons. The record is from RefSeq and is a predicted model, not a curated record.
GCUACAUACUCGGUAAUGUAUGUAGCAGUUAGAGUGAAGUUGCCUUCUUCAAGAAUAGAAACAAUGAGUAGCAACAUGAGAGCCUGGGUUGUGGUUAUGUUAGCUUGUUUGGUAGCUUCAAAUGUUUUCAUAUGUGAUGUUAAUGCGGCAGGAGAGUGUGGGAAGACACCAAUUAGGUCAGCAGCGGCUAGCUUGAGCCCAUGCUUGAGCGCGGCAGGCAAUGUAAGGGCCGCUGUGCCACCGACUUGCUGCUCCAAAGUUGGUUCCUUGAUCAAGACUGCCCCGAAAUGUCUCUGUGCUGUAUUGCUGUCACCUCUGGCAAAGCAAGCUGGAAUUAAGCCAGGAAUUGCCAUCACCAUUCCAAAGCGUUGCAACAUUGGAAACAGACCAGCUGGAAAGAAGUGUGGAAGGUACACGCUCCCAUGAUGAAAGUCCAGAAAAUAGACAGGAGGGAAGUAGCAAAGCCCACGUGAGAAGAGCUGAGAUUGUGUCAAUAAGAGCUGCCAUUUUAGGGUCAUGUUCUUCUGUUUAAUCAUUGACCCAGUAGAAUCAAAGGCGGCGGCGGCGGCAGUUGUUUAACAUGCCGUCUGUAUCUUCUUAUGUAUUCUUCAGCUUUUGCAGUUGAAGUUUGUCUUUAUAUAUUGCUUACAGAAUCUGCUAUCCUUUCGUU